GCACAGACAGGUAAUCACAUACCAGCCGCAUCGAGCGGCAUACUUGGUUACAGAACACAGUGAUCCUCAUCCGUCUGUAUGAAGCCCUCUUUGUCUUAUUUGGAGGAGCCAAUCUGGACUCAAUUCUUCAGUUUACAAUGAUACUCAGUUAUAAUAUGAUGUUUAGACGAAGAAGGCGAUUCUUGAUUUUCCUGCUUUCUGUUUCCCUUGCAAUGUGCUUGUCACUUCUAAUGUGGAUAAAAUAUGAAGAGGAGCCACUUCUUGACCUUCCUGAUCUUAGUGACCCGUUACCAGCCGACCUCAGCAUGCACCCUUUAUAUCGUAGAUCCGUCACACUUUACGAUGCCAACUUCAGCUUUUUCUUAAAUAUAAGUGAAUAUUCUGAGGUUUACCCAGCUCUCCAAAAUUACAGAUGUCGAGCAGUUAUUGGAUUAUUAGGAUACUGUAAAACACAGGAGACUUUAGUGCUUAUGGCUGUAAAAUCUCAUCCAAUAUCAUCUGACAGGAGAGACGCUUUACGUCGCACUUGGGCUAAAGACAGAGUGAUUCUAGGAUAUCGGUUCAAGCCACUGUUUCUCAUGGCUAAUUCUGGGAGACGAAGACUAAUGGAGAGAGUGAUGACAGAAGCAUCUAUAUUUGGGGACAUUAUUUUAUGGGAUUUCCUGGAGAGCCAUCACCACCUGUCCCUCAAAGAGAGAUGCUUUCUGGAGUGGAUGCAUUACCGGUGCCCAGAGGCAGUGUAUAUUUUCAAAGGUGAUGAUGAUGAGUUUGUUAAUCCUUACUCACUAGCAAACUACAUUUCCUCCUCUGCAACAUCCUUUCCUAAUCAGAUACAUGGCUACCUCCAGGUUAACCCACCACCAGACCGUGAUGGCAAGUAUGGAGUUCCUGUGUCUAUAUAUCCUCAUGGAUACUAUCCUCCCUUUGUGUCUGGCGGUGGGUUCCUUCUUCCUGCCAGUCUUGUUCCAUCUCUCCGUUGGGCUGCAUCAACCAUUCCUGUGUUCCCUCUUGAUGAUGUAUUUAUUGGUUUCCUGGCUCUUGCUGCUGAUAUCCCAUUCCACCAUGAACCACGUUUCCGCUCCUUUGGAUUGAAAACCGAUAAACUCUGCUACUAUUGGGAUGCACUGGUAGUUCAUGGAUUGACUCCAAAACGUAUGCUUGAAGUGUGGGAAGCACUGCCUUCUGCCCCAACCUGUCCCCCCACCACUGAAAGAGAAGAGAUAAAUGAUGAAUUCCAUCACUGAAAUGACUUGUUUCCUGGGGAUGAAUGUAUAGACUUUUGUGUACAAUGGUAGGCAUGUGGAUAGUGUUGGUUUAAUAUCCUUAAUCUGUCUACUCUUUAUGCUGCAGAUUCCAUGAAACCUUCAUUGUUCCCCUUUCCCAUCUCAAUUUCCAAUUUUAAACACCUCUUUUCGAUAUUAACUUUAAUUUUUAUAUUUCUCCAUUCUACUUUACUCCUUUGUUACAAUUCUACUACAGUUAAACAAGCAUAUAAAACCAAUAUAAUUUCCACUGCAACGGACCAGUAAACAUAAAAAGAAACAUUAAUUAAGAAAAUCAGGAUCAAUAUCUUCUGCCAAAAUCCUACCUGGAAGGAAACCUCUGUGAAAUAUUUUGAAUUUGUGAAUGGCCAGUAAAGCAUGAAAUUAAUUUGUGCAUUGUACUAUGGGACACUUGAUAUAAAGGAAAUAUAUAACGCUGUGCUUAAAGGGACAGUUUAAUAAAGCAAACCUAAAGCUUGUGAAGUUAUAUCUGUGUUUCAGGACAUAUGUUGUUUACAUUACUAGACAAUAAAUGAUUUAUAUUUUA
This is a messenger RNA of Bombina bombina (fire-bellied toad), 1809 nucleotides long. RefSeq names its product UDP-GlcNAc:betaGal beta-1,3-N-acetylglucosaminyltransferase 7. Bases 138 to 1244 code for a protein of 368 amino acids. The transcript has 4 exons. The record is from RefSeq and is a predicted model, not a curated record. Gene Ontology annotation, cellular component: membrane. NCBI's taxonomy places the organism in Eukaryota, Metazoa, Chordata, Amphibia, Anura, Bombinatoridae. Gene Ontology annotation, molecular function: protein N-acetylglucosaminyltransferase activity.